Caenorhabditis briggsae is the source of this 2067-nucleotide messenger RNA. NCBI's taxonomy places the organism in Eukaryota, Metazoa, Nematoda, Chromadorea, Rhabditida, Rhabditidae. Gene Ontology annotation, biological process: regulation of transcription by RNA polymerase II. The record is from RefSeq and is a predicted model, not a curated record. Bases 1 to 2067 code for a protein of 688 amino acids. Gene Ontology annotation, cellular component: nucleus. The transcript has 4 exons. Gene Ontology annotation, molecular function: RNA polymerase II cis-regulatory region sequence-specific DNA binding; DNA-binding transcription factor activity, RNA polymerase II-specific.
AUGAGAAUUCGAAUCAACAACGAAACGAUCUAUCGGGGAGGUCCGUCCCGUCAGGAAGAUCAUUCCGAUUCAGAAGACGAUGGCCAAGAUAUGGACCAUACCGAUUUCCCUGCUCCUGAUCCCAAUCAACCGGGACCCUCCAACCCGGGUACUUCUACGUCUUCCGCCGGCCAAGCUGGACCAUCCACUUCUGGACCAUCCACUUCUACAGUAACCCAAACUACGAGAGACAGGUUAAGACAAAUGGAAGCCGCUCGAUUCCGUCGAUUUGGUAUGAAGCCACCAUUAGAGUUAGACGAUGAGACAGAAGGUUUACCCAGGAGACAGCCAGAGCAGCAGGUCCCCUUUCGUCCUAUCAACACAAAACUCGGCCAGAAAUACAAGCUCAAUGCAAAUGCGUCAGCCAAUGAUAAUUUGGAUUUAGUGCUGAAAGGAAUUGGAAUCGAUGUAUCGAAACUCCCAACCCCUGAAACUCCAUGUCGUAUAGCUUUCAUUGUGGAUGGAUUGGAACCGCUGACUCUGGAAGAAAAGUGUGAAAUGAAUGAUCGAGUGAUAAGAGAACGGACGGAGGCGCGUACCAGAAAGAUUGCGGAGCUUUUUGAGGAGGAAUAUGAGAUGGAUGAAGUGGAACCUCGGAAACCAAAUCCGGCGAGAGAAUCGAAAUGGGAUCCUUUCGAUUUUAGCUUCAAUCAUUUUGAAAAGAACUUGUUGAGAGGAGGAGUUGAGGCAUGGCCAGACGAGGCAAAUAGGCCUAAAACCAAACGUCAAUUGGAACUCGAGUCGGAAUCAGCUCCACCGCCGGCGCGGCAGGAACCUCGGCGGGAACAUCAGAAGGAGCGUCGGCGAAGCCGAUAUAGAGAUACUUCACCUCGCGAGGACUCUGAUGAGGCUCAAGCUGGAACGCCGCCUCCAGAAAGAGCUAAAAAACACAAACCACGUCGACGGACUGCUCCAGAAUCGAAUUCUAGACGACGUGAGGCUUCAGAAUCCGAUUCUCGUCAUCGUACUGCUCCAGAAGCUCAAGCUGGUCCAGAAUACAAUCCACGUCGACAAAUGGCUCCAGAAUACUAUGCUUCAGGAUACGACGCCCCUGAAUACGAUGCUCCAGAACCUCCCAGAGACGUCCCACGGCCCCCAGAAGCUCAAGCACCUCCAAACUACAGUAAUCGUCAACACGCUGCCCCAGACGCUUCUCAAGCUGCUCCAACACACAAUCCACGUCGACGUGCUCAUCCAGAAACCGAUUCUCGUCGUCGUACUGCUCCAGAAGCUGGAGUAGUUUUAGCAUACAAUCCUCCAGAACCUCCACAACCUCCCAGAGACGUCCCAGGGGCUCUAGGUGUUCCAGCUGCUCCAGAAGGUCCCGAUCUCCUUGCCCAACAAUUCAAUAUUCCAGAAAUUUGCGCCGCAAUGGCUGUCAAGGUUCCAGAAGGCACUACAGUAGACACCAAGGACUUGUGCAAUCGUCUUGCUCAAGAUCUAAAGGAUAACUCGAUUCCCCAAUCCGCAUUCUCCACUAAAAUCCUUGGAAGAAGCCAAGGAACCCUUUCAGACAUUCUCAGAAAUCCAAAACCAUGGGAUCAAAUCAAUCGGGGCGCCGAGACGUACGAACGAAUGAUUAAUUGGUUGGGAUUGGAGAAAAAUCUGAGAGUGGAGUUGUGCCAAUUGUCACCAAAGGAUGCGGCUAGAGUGACUGGACUACAAAUCACACAUCCGCAAAAAAGACAGGAAGGACACGGCCCUCGAACCCGUCUGGUCUUCACCGAUACCCAAAAAGCGAAAUUGGUGGAUUCGUUCAAGAGAAAUCCGAAUCCCCCACCAGAACAUAUGGCCCAACUGGCGGUCCGACUACAUUUGGAUCUUCCUACUGUUCGGAAUUUCUUUGUGAAUUAUAGAAGACGUUUGAAGGAUGGAAGAUUCCAGAAGGAGAUGGAGAAACAGGGAGGGGGAGGCGGAGCUUCAAAUCAAAAGGCGGAGACUGUGCAGAGGGCGGAGCAUCGACAAGUGGACCCGCAGGGGGAGGACCAAGUAGCGGAGGAUGAUGAUGAUGUCAUUAACAUUGAUUAG